Messenger RNA from Actinia tenebrosa (Australian red waratah sea anemone), 1343 nucleotides. RefSeq lists its product as uncharacterized. The record is from RefSeq and is a predicted model, not a curated record. Gene Ontology annotation, molecular function: protein binding. Lineage: Eukaryota; Metazoa; Cnidaria; Anthozoa; Actiniaria; Actiniidae.
UUUCCGCCCUCAUUUUGAUUGGUGAAUGGUGAGUUUAAUACAGAGCUGUCCAAUAUGAGRUCGUGUUUUGAUUUAGAGACAUAUCUGUAACUCCGAAAUCUAAAGGGUUUUGACGACAAUUAGAUGAACUGUGAGACGUUUUUCGAACCAUGGACUCAUCUAAAUUAGAUUAUACCAAAUCUGUAGCUAAAAAAGCUCAAAAACCCAAAGUUUCCAACACUCAAAGAUUGAUACGAGAGUCAAGAAGAAAAGUAUGGGCAGAAAUCGAAAAUCAAAAGAGGAUUCUACUAAAUAUAAAGAAUAUAAACGACGACUCCGACGAAGACGACGAUUUCGAUCCGUGUACUAGAAAUUCAGAAAACCCUGUGAUUUUUUUUAAAUUGGAACGUAACGAAAGUACUGUUGAUCUUAGCAAUCGAAUCGUUGGUCCCGUGCAAAUAACUGAAAUAUCCGAUCGUUAUUUCCCCUCUAUGAAAGUUACUCGCCUGUUGCUUAGAAACUGUUGGCUUGGUAACGAAGGAGUCCGGGCCGUAGCGAGGGGACUUGUGAAUAACUUAACUGUUACAGAGCUGGAUCUUUCGGCAAAUAAGCUGGAUGUGAAUUCUGUUAUUUCGAUUGGAGAAAUGUUGAGAGACAACGAAAAUCUAGAAAAGCUGAGUCUAGCUUCAAAUAGCUUGACAGACGCUGAUGUUGAACCUUUGAUGCUCGUUCUUCAAGGCAAAUGCAAACUGAAAGAACUUUGUUUGAGCAAUAAUAUCCUUGGAGAUGAUUUUGCUAAAGCAAUUGGAUCUGUUCUAGCUGUAAACAGUAAUUUAGUAACCCUUGACCUCGCCUCGAACCAGCUAGCUUCGCAAGGCAUUGCCGCCAUGGAAACAGAGCUACGGAGAGCCAAAUUCCUUAAAUUUCUAGACAUCUCAUGGAAUUAUUUGUACGACGAAGGAGCUAAAGUUAUAGCUGAAGUCUUAAAAGGAAAUAAGUCUUUGGAGGAACUUCGUAUCUGUGGGAAUUUCAUUCGAGUUGAGGGUGCGUCGUACAUUGGAAAUGCCAUGAGAAAAAACUGCAACCUCAGAACCCUUCGAUUAGGUCACAAUUUAUUGAAGAACGAAGGAGCUAACGUUCUCAUUCGAGAACUUUUGCAAAGCGCAGAGACCUUGUUGGAGAUUUUAAACCUUAAUGGUACAGUCGUAGACGAGAGACUUGCAAGUAUUUGUAGACGAGAACUUAAAGAGAAGUUCCCACAACUGAAAGUAAUCCACUUGAGCGAAAGUCAUUCUUGAAAUUAUUGGGAAAUAAGCCAACAUUUAUUGGUAUGCGUUCAUACUUUCAUCUCUGUGUCUUGGUGU